Messenger RNA from Sceloporus undulatus (fence lizard), 3336 nucleotides. RefSeq names its product autophagy related 16 like 1 (gene ATG16L1). Bases 201 to 2072 code for a protein of 623 amino acids. Gene Ontology annotation, cellular component: autophagosome membrane. Gene Ontology annotation, molecular function: protein binding. The record is from RefSeq and is a predicted model, not a curated record. NCBI's taxonomy places the organism in Eukaryota, Metazoa, Chordata, Lepidosauria, Squamata, Phrynosomatidae. The transcript is spliced from 20 exons. Gene Ontology annotation, biological process: autophagosome assembly; negative stranded viral RNA replication.
CUCAUGGUGGCAAGCCCGCUAGUGACGCCAUAGGACCGCGACGGCCCUUGUGCCCAGGGAAGUGGAUGGGGGCUGCGGCCCGGACGACGAAGGGCUCCUUCAGCUGCUGCUCCUCAUCCUCCUCCUUCUCUAAGGAAAGCCCUCCUCGUGGACUGAUUUUUAGGCCAGGCUGAGGCAUCGUUGGGCCCAUCCUUGGUACGAUGUCUUCUGGACUCCGGGCAGCGAGCUUCCCCGCCUGGAAGCGGCACAUCCUGGAUGAACUGAGGCGACGGGACCGGCUGCAGAGACAGGCUUUUGAAGAAAUCAUAUUACAGUAUAACAAGCUUUUAGAGAAGUCAGAUUUCCAUACAGUGUUGGCUGACAAGCUGCAAGUGGAAAAGUAUGAUUUGCCAGGUCGGCAUGAGAUCAGUCCAGGACAUGAUGGGGCAAGGAAUGAUGUUCAUUUGCAAGAAAUAGCCCAGCUAAGAAUUAAACAUCAAGAAGAGCUGACAGAGCUGCACAAGAAACGUGGCGAGCUUGCCCAGUCUGUUAUUGACUUGAACAACCAAAUACAACAGAAGGACAAAGAGAUGCAAAUAAACAAUGCAAAGAUUGCAGAAUAUUUGCAAAAGAUAGCUGAAUUGGAGACAGAAUGCCAAGAUCUGCGUAACAAGCUACAAGAUCUUGAGCGAGCCAAUCAGACUCUUAAGGAUGAAUAUGAUGCUCUCCAGAUUACCUUUACUGCUCUUGAGGAAAAGCUAAGAAAAACUACUGAAGAUAACCAAGAGCUGGUAACCCGAUGGAUGGCAGAGAAGGCUCAGGAAGCUAAUCGGCUCAAUGCAGAAAAUGAGAAAGAUUCAAGAAGACGGCAAGCCAGGCUUCAGAAAGAGCUGGCAGAAGCUGCAAAAGAGCCACUACCAGUUGAACAGGAUGAUGAUAUUGAAGUGCUUGCAGAUGAAACCUCUGAUCCAGCUGAGGAGACCUCUCCAGUGCGUGCUGUUACACGGACAUCCAGUAAGCGACUAUCCCAGCCAGCUGGAGGCCUUCUGGACUCUAUCACUAAUAUCUUUGGUCUGUCUGAGUCUCCCCUUUUGGGACAUCACUCUUCUGAUACUGCAAGGAGGCGCUCUUUGACAUCAUGUCCUGCCCCUCAAGAUACUGUGGAUGUACAUCAAGGUGUAGGCAAAGAGGUGCGAGUCCCGAACACUGCGGUGUGUGUCUUUGAUGCUCAUGAUGGAGAGGUGAAUGCAGUGCAAUUCAGCCCUGGUUCUAGGUUAUUGGCAACAGGUGGCCUAGACCGGAGAGUCAAGCUCUGGGAAGUCUGUGGAGACAACUGUGAACUCAAGGGCUCCCUAUCUGGUAGUAAUGCAGGGAUUACAAGCAUAGAAUUCGACAGUGCUGGUUCUUAUUUAUUAGCAGCUUCAAAUGAUUUUGCCAGUAGGAUCUGGACUGUAGAUGAUCAUCGGUUACGGCACACGCUCACAGGGCAUAGUGGAAAAGUCUUGUCAGCGAAAUUCCUAUUGGACAAUGCACGCAUUGUGUCUGGGAGUCAUGACAGAACCCUCAAGCUGUGGGACCUGCGCAGCAAAGUCUGUAUAAAGACUGUGUUUGCAGGCUCCAGCUGUAAUGAUCUUGUCUGCACAGAACAAUGUGUUAUGAGCGGACACUUUGACAAGAAAAUUCGGUUUUGGGAUAUUAGAACUGAGUGUGUGGUACGGGAAAUUGAAUUGCUUGGCAGGAUUACAGCUCUAGAUCUCAACCCAGAGAGAACAGAGCUCCUCACCUGUUCUCGAGAUGAUCUGUUAAAGAUUAUUGAUCUCAGGGUCAAUACUGUUAAACAGACUUUCAGUGCCCAAGGGUUUAAAUGUGGGUCUGAUUGGACCAGAGUUGUAUUCAGUCCUGAUGGAAAUUAUGUGGUAGCUGGCUCAGCAGAAGGAUCACUCUAUAUUUGGAAUGUGCUCACAGGAAAGGUGGAAAGAGUCCUGUCCAAGCAUCACAGUAAUUCAAUCAAUGCUGUGGCGUGGUCACCAUCUGGAGCCCAUGUGGUUAGUGUGGACAAAGGAAACAAGGCUGUGCUGUGGUCUGAAUUUUGACUUGAAAGUGCAAAAACUGGCAUGCCAAAAAUCUGCACAAGAGAGCAGUAGUCUUUGUCUGGACAGGAGAAAAGUUCCAUAUCUAGUUCCAGCCAUGGUCUUUUGCUGAGUGCUUAAGCUCAUCCCCAGGAAAGGACUCCUGAUACAUUGACCAAGGAAGAGAAGCCCAUCCCAUUUGAAGUACAUUGCUGGCAUUCAACUUUGUUAAGGAUUGGCUGCAUAUGGUGGAGAUCCAGUUGUUUUUAACAAGUGCCAUCUAUGUGUUCGGACAAGUUCCCUCACCAGAAAGCAGUGCCAAACAGUCCUAAAAUUAUUCCUAUCACACUUCAAGCUUAAAUGCUAUAGCAAAGUUCCUAUAUGUCCUGAGUUUUAUGCAUGUGCUAUCUUCUGUGGGCUAGCUAUGAUGCGAGGUUGAAGGAUAAUGAAACAUAGUGAGAAACAAGUCGGUUAAUUUGGCAGUUGUGUUGAUGGAGCCACUAGUGUUUACUGACUCACAGCUCCUUCUAUCUGGUUCAUUCCCAAUAGGGGAAACUUUUCAGGCACAUUGCAUCCUCCAAAAACUUUCUACCACAUUUGGAUGGAAAGUGGUAAUGGAAGUAUUUUAAUUUGACCCAGUUUCUUUUGGGCUUCAGUUGUGGGAUAAAGAGAGAAGUCGGUUGCUGUGAUGAAGAAUGUAUUCUCUAGCGUGACUUCAGCACAAAAACCAAAUACCUGGUUUCUUCUGCUGCCCAGCCAUCCUUCUGUACUGCAACUUCUCAUGCACAGAGGAAUGAGGGGAAAACAGAGGCCUGAAUGUAAAUGUCCUCAUGCUGGCAAAUCCAGAUCACUUGCCUCUGACUCAAUGUGCAAUAUUCUUCCUGGUUGGCAUUCUCCCUUUGCCAUGGAGCAGAUUUGUCAGUCUGUGACCCUUGGCAUUUAAAUGCACAACAUGAUUUGGGGAAAAUUGGGCAGUGAACGUUCUGCGGAAAACUUUUCCCCACAUCUAGUGAGCUGUGAGACAAGCCACCAGCAUUUAAUUGCCUUUUAAUUUGCACUUUAAUUUUGGUUCCUUCCUAAGCUUGUUUUGUAGGGAAGUGUUUAUAUUGAAGGGGAGAGGUAAGCAGGAAUUAUUUGUAUCUAAGGUUCUUAGCAAGAAACCUCUUCAUUUUAACAAUUUCUGCUGAGGAAAAUGGGAAGUACACAGAAACAAAUCUUAUUUAUUGUAUUAAUCCGCCCACUAGUACUUCACUGAUUAUAAAUAAACCUGUGUCCUGCUUCUAAAAAA